AUGCCCCCGGCUCUUAUCUCCGCGCCCCGCGCGCGGCGCAUGACGCUCGACCUCCCCAGCUCGCCCAUCGACGUCCUGUACUCGACGGACCACAAGCUCGCCCUCGAGAGCACCUCGCCUAAGCCAUGUAUCGUGCCCGGGAACGCCCUCCACCUCAUCGACGAGGACCCCUCUGCGCCCCGCUCGGCGACCCCGUCCUCGCUCAUUAUUGUCGGGGAUGAAUCUGAGCAUGGCGCAGAGCCCGGGACCGAUGGGGACUUUGAGGGGGAGGGAGAGGACGAGGAGGGAGAGGGCGUGGGGCAAACGAGGAGCGCGUCGCAGCCGCCGACGGGGGAAGGGAAUGGCACGGUGCGCCCGCCAUUGCGGGUGCGCUUCCGCUCGCGGGUGCGCAUCACGUCAGGCACCCACCGAAACCGGCACCAUGCAAGCAUGGCGGGCGGCUCUACUCCAGGCUCAAGCACCUCAGACUCCCCUUCGUCGUCGAUCUCUGCACCACUGCGCUACCAGGCGGACGAUAAUGGGGCGUGGGGCCCGAUCGGGAAGCGGCUCAGCGCAUAUGCGGCGGCUGGCGGGGGAUGGCAAAGGAAGACUCAAGUCCAGUUGCAGACUACGGAGAGGCAGGCGAACGGGGCACAGAAUGGCGUGGGGAGAAGGCGAGGAGGUACGAAGGGUGCGAGAGGGUAUAACGAACGAACGCCGUUGCUUCGUCCUCCGGCUGGAGCGGUGCAUCCCGAAUCGGAGGACGAGGAGUCUCAGGCGAUGAGCGAGGACGAACGGACCAUGCGUGCAUCAGCGUUGCGGCGGGAGGAAGAAGCAGUAUUUGGAAAGUGGCCAUGGAGAAUAUUCAAUCGCCAUUGGUGGUGGUGGCACGUCGAGCCUGUACUAUGCUGUUGUUGUUCUGACGAUUCAGAUUACGAGGAGUUCUAA
This is a messenger RNA of Dichomitus squalens LYAD-421 SS1, 927 nucleotides long. RefSeq lists its product as uncharacterized. The record is from RefSeq and is a predicted model, not a curated record. NCBI's taxonomy places the organism in Eukaryota, Fungi, Basidiomycota, Agaricomycetes, Polyporales, Polyporaceae. Bases 1 to 927 code for a protein of 308 amino acids. The transcript is spliced from 2 exons.